Molecule: messenger RNA, 5547 nt
Organism: Rosa chinensis
Lineage: Eukaryota; Viridiplantae; Streptophyta; Magnoliopsida; Rosales; Rosaceae
Exons: 3
Coding region: 554-4684 (1376 amino acids)
Cellular component (GO): Ino80 complex
Source: RefSeq, a predicted model, not a curated record
GGGAAUUGGGCGGUGAGUCGACUCGGGCUCCCUGCCUCGCUCUCCGGUUGCUUUCUCCAGUUUUUGCUCGUUCUCUCUGAGCUGAGCUUACACGCACACGCUUAAAGGGGGCCUCGUUCCGCUUUCCCGCUCGUGCCCCUUUUGGUCUUUUUGCACCUGCUCCCAUCUUCCCCUCGUCGCCAAAUCAGACGGGCCACUUCUCUCCACGUCACCAUCGUCUUCUUCACCCCCCUGCGACCUCCUCUCUCCCACACACACAUCUAAGAAAAAUAAUAUCUCGCACAUAUCUCUAUAACCAAAACCACCGCUUCUUCUUCUUCGUCUAGGGUUUCUCCUCUUCUCCCCCAAUCGCCUUCUUCCUUUCGCAACCUUCAAUUUCCAUGUCUGGCUCUUCCUCCUCCGCCGCUCAAUUGAAGCUCCUUCCAGGGUUUGAUUGAUUGUGUGAUGGUGUGAGAGUUUGGGGUCUGGUGAGAUUGGAGGUGGCCUGGUUUUGAAAUUUGUUGCUUUUGGCGGGUUUUGGCAUUUGGUUGUGAAUUUUUUUUAGGGGGAGUCUAUGGCGAUUGAGAAGAAUAACUUCAAGGUUUCGAGGUUGGAUUCGGAGGUCUCUCCUGGUAGUAGGAAGAGUGUCUCCAGUGACGAUGAUGAGCUCCAGCAGCGUAGCUCUGCUGCUGAAUCUGAUGAUGAUGAUGAGUUUGAUGAUGCUGACUCCGGGGCCGGGUCGGAUGACUUUGAUUUGUUAGAAUUGGGGGAAACCGGUGUCGAGUAUUGCCAGGUUGGGAAUCAGACUUGCGGCAUUCCUUUCGAGCUGUAUGAUCUUCCGAGUCUGGAGGAUAUAUUGUCAGUGGAUGUGUGGAAUGAGUGCUUGAGUGAGGAGGAGCAGUUCGGCCUUACUAAGUAUCUGCCUGACAUGGACCAGGAGACGUUUAUGAUUACCCUCAAGGAGCUCUUUACGGGGUGUAACUUCCAUUUUGGGAGCCCCGUUACCAGGCUGUUUGAUAUGUUGAAGGGAGGUUUGUGCGAGCCAAGAGUUGCCCUUUACCGGGAGGGUUUGAAUUUCUUUCAGCACCGGCGACACUACAAUCUUUUGAGGAAGCAUCAGAACACUAUGGUUCGUAAUCUCUGUCAGAUAAGGGAUGCUUGGCUUAAUUGCAAGGGAUACAGUAUUGAGGAGAGGCUCCGGGUGUUGAAUAUAAUGAGAAUCCAGAAGAGUUUGAUGUCUGAGAAGAUGGAAGAUAUGGCCAGUGACUCAUCAGAAAGAGAUUCAGGUGAAGGUCUACGGAGUAACAAGAUCAAGGACAGGAAAGUUGCACAGCAAAUCAGUCGUCAUUCUCCAUAUGGGGUGGGCUCCAAUAUGGAUUUUGCAUCAAAAGGGCGGUCACCGUCUUUGGAAGUGGCCAAAUAUGGGAAGCAGAAUUCCAAAGGCAUACUGAAGUUGGGUGGGUCAAAGACUCCUUUAGAAAAAGAGCCAGUGAGUUAUACUGGACCAUACAGUUCUGCAACUGUUCUUCCUCGGUCGAAUAAGCUUGGGGCGUAUGAUUCUGGGGCAGCUCUCAGAAUGAGGGAUCAGAUGAUAAGUAGUGAUGAUGCUGAAGAAACAACAUAUGGAAUUGAUGUUCAACGGGAUCGAUUUGCGUCUCGUGGUAGCAUGCCUGACAAGUCUGGUCUUCUGAAAGUGGGAAAGAAUCUUAUAAGAGGUAAUGAUGUAAUCGCUGACAGUUUAAUGGGUCUGCCUCUCUCUACAAAAAAUGAUGUACAUGCUUAUGCUAGGAACCGGGAUGCAAACCUUUUGUCGGAGGCAAAGGUAUUGACAGCAAAACCUCCUAACAUGAGGGCUCCAUAUGAUUUUGGUAUAAAGACCAAGUAUCCAGGAAAUAUUCAGCAAUAUGCAGUGGGCGAUCAGAUGAAAUUCUUGAAAGGCAGACUUCCACAGGCACCUUUCAGAGGAGAUCGAUAUGAUUCAUCCGAUCAUGCUGAUCUAUUCUGGAAUAACAGGAGUGAAGGGGAGGCUUUCGCUAUGGAAUCCCCCUUUCGAGCAGAUGAUUGGAGUCUUAGGAGCAAGAAAUGGAAGACUGGGAGGGAGUCUCCUGAUUUAAAUUACAAGUCCUAUAGAGCCUCCCCGCCACAGAUGAAUGAUAGAUUUUUAUCUUCUGAAUUUAGAGCAAAACCAUUGCAAGGGAAGAUAAGAGGGAAUAAACUACAUAAUGGAGGAUCAGACAUGGUGGCGUUGAAAGGUAAUAGAAUGUUUGUUAAAAAUGAAGAAACAGAAUCAGACUCAUCAGAUCAAUUUGAGGAUGAUGAGGAUAGCAACCCUUUGCUGAGGAGCAAGUUGGCUUAUCCCAGUGGCGUUAUGGAACCUUCUCCAUCUUCAUUGUUGAUGCCCAGUCUAGAUGCAAAAAGACCCAAAUAUGCGCAGAAAGAGAUGAAGAAUAUGCAGGCCCUUGAGGGGAUCAAUUACUCCUCCAAAAAGAUGGGUGGUUUUGUUGAUCAAGGAAAUAUGCGUAGUUUAGAUAACUAUUCUUCCAAAGGAAAACAGAAGGGUAAGAUGGGAGACAGUAGUCCCUUGCAUUUGGAAGGGCGCUAUUUCCCCAGCUUGGAUAAACUUGACGACAAUGAUGAUGAUGAACUGAAGCCACUCUACAGAUUGGGCAAGAAUGCAAAACUUCAAGGGGGACCUGGUGAAAGGUUGCAUAUACCCUCACUCAAGACUUAUACUGCUAGUGGAAAGCAGAAACGAGAAGUUGGUCAUGACCAUUCUGUUUCACAGUCUCAAUACUUUGUUGAUGAGGAAGAUGAUUCCCUUCAAAUGCGUUCACUGGGAGAUGGUAGUGCACAGGGUAGAUCCAGAAACAAAGGCCAGAAUGUCGAAGCAUAUUUGAGGGAUCACCGUGAAAACAUUGAGGUCCCAAUACUUGGCUGCAGUUUGGUGACAAAGAAGCGGAAAGGGAAAGAGGAUGCCAUGGAUAUGAGUAGAGGAGAUGAAGAUCUACUGUCCAAUCAUUUGCAACGCAGUGCUGAGUCCCAUUCCUUGAAGAAAAAGGUAAAGAGGAAGAUGGAGACGGACACUGGUAGUUCAGAUAUGGAAAUUUCUGAGCUCCCACUUACAGAAAUGGGAGCAACAGAUAUGGAGCUGGAAACCAAGCCCCAGAAAAAGCCAUUUAUUUUAAUUACACCCACUGUUCAUACUGGUUUCUCAUUCUCGAUUAUGCAUCUUCUUUCAGCAGUUCGCUUGGCAAUGAGUACUCCACUUUCGGAAGAUACUUUAGAUGUUGGGGAACCUAUAGAUGUGAAGAACAAAAGUCAGGAAGGUGGUGCCAAUGGCGUUAUUACUCAUGAAAAGGUGGAUGCAAAUAAUGGUGAGCAUGCUGGAGAAGGGAGUACGCCUUUUGUAACAGUUCAGGAGAUUGUGAAUCGUGUUAGAUCGAAUCCAGGAGAUCCUUGCAUUCUUGAAACACAAGAACCACUUCAGGAUCUGGUGAGAGGAGUUCUGAAGAUUUUUUCAUCAAAAACAGCACCUUUAGGGGCGAAGGGUUGGAAGCCAUUAGCUGCUUAUGAAAAAGCUACAAAAAGUUGGUCAUGGACUGGCCCAGUCUCUCAUAGUUCAUCGGAUAAUGAGACCAUUGAGGAGGUAACAUCUCCUGAAGCAUGGGGUCUUCCUCACAAGAUGCUUGUCAAGUUGGUUGAUUCGUUUGCUAAUUGGCUCAAAUGUGGGCAAGAGACCCUCCAACAAAUAGGAAGUCUUCCUGCACCGCCUUUGGAGUUGAUGCAGCCCAACGUAGAUGAGAAGGAGAGGUUUAGGGACUUAAGAGCUCAAAAGAGUCUUAAUACCAUCAAUCCAAGUUCUGAAGAAGUGAAAGCUUAUUUCCGUAAGGAGGAACUUCUUAGGUAUUCAGUACCUGACAGGGCCUUCUCUUACACCGCAGCUGAUGGUAAAAAAUCUAUUGUUGCCCCAUUGAGAAGAUGUGGUGGUAAACCAACAUCAAAAGCCCGAGAUCACUUUAUGCUGAAACGUGAUCGACCGCCACAUGUUACGAUCCUUUGUCUUGUGAGAGACGCAGCUGCCAGAUUGCCUGGAAGUAUUGGAACCAGAGCAGAUGUAUGUACUUUGAUAAGAGAUUCUCAGUAUAUUGUUGAAGAUGUGUCUGAUACACAAGUGAAUCAAGUUGUUAGUGGAGCCCUGGACCGCUUGCAUUAUGAGCGUGAUCCUUGUGUACAGUUUGAUGGGGAAAGAAAAUUAUGGGUCUAUUUACAUAGAGAAAGAGAAGAAGAAGAUUUUGAGGACGAUGGUACUUCAUCUACAAAGAAAUGGAAGAGGCAGAAAAAGGAUGCUGCUGAUCAACCUGACCUAGGAGGAGUGACAGUGGCUUAUCAUGGAUCUGAGGAACAAUCUGGAUAUGAUUUGUGCUCCGAUCUUAACGCAGACCCAUCAUUUUUGGAUGAUGACAAGGGAAUGGAACUUGAAUACGAUGAUGUGAGGCAAGAUGCAGACGUUGAUGUUGAUACCAAUCAGGGGUCUGAACAAGACGAAAUGCGUCAAGACAAUCCACUGGUUUGGGAGGGUCUUGACUUAAAUCCUAUGCGUGAAAGUAAAUUGCUUUGUCAGGAAAAUUCCACAAAUGAAGAUUUUGAUGAUGAAACGUUUGGCAGAGAAAGGACCGUUGGGCUCUUGAGUGCAAGCUUACUAUGAGGUCUUCUUCAGAAUGUUGAUAUGUUUUGCAGGCAUAACGAUCCUCUACAUCCAUCUCUGAUUGUUCCAGAUCAAGGAGUUUAGGAAAUGUUGUCACAUUGAAGGUGCAGUUUUUUUGCAUAUAUAUUGAUUCUAUCAGGAAAUGUAGAGUAGAAAUUUGAUCUUGUUUGAACCAUGGGGUUGGUACAGGUGGAUAUCUAUAUAGUUCCGCAUUCCAUAAAUAAAAUUUUGUCUCUAUUUUAGAUCAUAAAAAAUGGAAAGAGAAACUACUUCAUCCUGUACAUUAAGUUGAGCAAAGUGACUUAUUCAGUAUUUGGGCCGUCUAUACAUUUUUAGAGUUCAGUCAUUCAAAUGAGUUGUUUUGUCAAAACUAAAUUUAUUUAGACUAUAAAUGAGUUUGGUUAGUCAUGAGUCCCUCCAAUGAUGAGCUGAUGAGCUGUGUUUAUACCCUAACCUGCUCAUUUUUUUUCCUUUCUUUAUCAAAUCCUUAACGGAAUCCAAUUUUGUUUAUUUCUUGUUCACUUAAGUUUUUCAUUAUUGUUCAAUAGAGUUUAAAGCUUUCAUUUGAAGAGGUAUUGGAUUCGGGUGCAUUGUCUACAAAGGGUGGUGAAGGGAUAGGAAAAUGCUUUCAUUUCACUUUUGAAUUAUGAUGAGACAGGUAUAAUUUGGGAUUUACGCAAAAGGUGUAUACUGAAUAAACUAGGGGCAUAAACAGAGUCAUCAAGGAAACAAAAAUGUUUUGUUUGUUGGGAAAAUUGUAGUGCAUAGUCUGUUUUUAGCUGGAUUUGGUUGAGCCAACAGAUCAAACUGGUAGAAAAGCUGCAGAUAUGGCAUACAUGUACUUUAAUAUCUUUGAAUUUCAA